AUGCCGGUCGGCAUAAAUCAGCCCUCCAACCAAAUAAAAUUUACAAAUGUAUCCAUUGUUCGUCUAAAGAAAGAAUACCGCACGGGCGCCGAAGCCGAUCUUGACAAUGUCUUACAGGUCCCCACCGUUUUCCUCUCCGUAUCCAAAGCGCAGACCGCCCCCGCUGCAGAUCUCGCCAAGUCUUUCGGUUCCAAUGCGAAGCGCGAGGAUAUUGUCCAGGAGAUUUUGCGAAAGGGGGAAGUUCAAGUUGGCGAGAAGGAGAGAAAGGAGCUCCUGGAACGAGUAGAGAGGGAAGUGCUGGAAAUUGUGAGCGCCAGAUUGGUGGACCCCGUUUCGAAGAGAGUGUACACGACAGGGAUGAUCAGCAAGGCUCUCGACCAGCUGAGCGCGGCUGGUGGGCAGCAGGGUGGGAAACCAAAGCCUGGCGGUGAGUCACCCGCCGAAGCCCCUUUGAGGAGCGAGUCAGGUACACCCGUCCCAGCAUCGGAGGAGCUGUCAUCGCAGCGCAAAAAGCCGCUGUGGACGGGUGUGGUGACGACGAAAUCGGCAAAGAGUCAAGCACUGGAUGCGAUGAAAGCCCUCAUUGCGUGGCAGCCCGUGCCCGUGAUGCGUGCAAGAAUGCGUCUACGGAUUACUUGCCCAACUUCGAUUCUGAAGCAAGCAGCGAGAUCGACAACGAAUCCUGCCAGUGGCGCACAAAAGAACAGCAAGGGGAAAGGAAAAAAAGGCAAAAAGGCGGACGAUAGCGAUGAAGAAGCCCGUGAGAUCGGCGGCACACAGGAUACCGCGACAGGAACAGGAACUGUCAAAGAUCGAAUCUUACACUACUUUGAACAAGUGGAGUCUCAAGAGAUACUUGGGCAGGAUGAAUGGGAGGUCAUCGGCUUUGCCGAGCCGGGAGCGUUCAAGGGCCUAAGCGAGUUUGUAGGAGGUGAGACCAAAGGAAGAGGACGCGUAGAGGUGCUUGAUAUGGCUGUAACACAUGAAGAGUGA
Messenger RNA from Uncinocarpus reesii 1704, 993 nucleotides. RefSeq lists its product as uncharacterized. The coding region runs from base 1 to 993 and encodes 330 amino acids. The transcript is spliced from 2 exons. Lineage: Eukaryota; Fungi; Ascomycota; Eurotiomycetes; Onygenales; Onygenaceae. Gene Ontology annotation, biological process: ribosome biogenesis. The record is from RefSeq and is a predicted model, not a curated record.